AUGGAUUCUCGCUCAACUGCAGUGACAGAAUCAAAACAAGAAUCGUCGUCAAAUCAAUCAACAGUGAGUAAUAGUAUCAAUAACAGCGCUACAAAUGAUAGUAUAAAUGAAGUUCGAAAUAUUUUGUCGGAUUUAGAAAGGCAACUGAAUGAUAUAUUUAAAGGAAACCAAUUAAAUGAAGACUUCACCAUUUUGAAUGGAUACCUUACUUUCCUUCACUCUAAAUUGAUUAAAGUAGUUGUUGAUCUCUUGGAAGUUAGUUCGACUUCCACAGAUUUAAAUGUGAUCAAAUUAAAUCAUAAAUUGAUUUCUUUCAUUUUAGAUCAAUUAUGGGGUAGAAUUUAUUAUCCUGUUUUCAAAUGGUUUCAAAAUUGGAGGAAAUGGAUUAUUACAAAUUAUUUCAAAAAAGUUCAACCUUCACAGAACGCAAAUGAUCAAACCAGAUUCAUUGAAUUUAGAAAAAUGAAUUCUAAACUGAAUAAAUUUGCAAAAUUAGUUAAUCAAUUUUAUUCGAGUAUUAUUCAAACCAUUUUAAAAAAAUUUGACACUUCAUUACUUUUACCAAAGUUGUUUUAUAAAGAAAUAAAUGAAAUAUUCCCCUUAUCAUUAUAUCAAUCUUCUCCUCCAUCUCCAAGCCAUUUCUCAUCAUCUUCUCCUUCAAUUGCAUACGAUAAUACAACUACUGAUAUGAUAAUACUAAUGAUGUUACAAAAAUGUUUAUUCUACUUGGGGCAUUGUCAACGUUAUAAAGCAAUUAAUGAAAAAAUCUAUGAUAAUUAUCAAAUUGAUGAUUUCAAAAAGGCUCUUUUCUAUUUUAAUUGGUCUAAUUUAUUAUUACCUUCAUUUGGUGGCGAAUCAUUUUUACAGCUAGGAUUGAUCCACGUACAUACGAAAAAUUUCGGUAUUGCCUUACAAUAUUUUAUUAGAGCUUCCUUGACGAGGAUUUCAAACCCUAUUGCGAUGAAUAAUUUCCAAGCUAUCAUUUCUAAUAACAAUUCCAAAGAAAAUAAUAAAAAUAAUAACAACAAUAGGUUAUAUGAAAAUAUUAUCGAUAUAAUAAAAGAUACUCGUGUAAAUGAAUUUAAACCAACGAAAAUAGUUAACAAGGAAAUCAUUGAAUAUUAUUUUAUUGUAUUAUUUGGUAUAAAUUAUAAUCCAUCAUCUUGGGUUGAUACCAAGAAAAAUGGUACUCAAUUUUUAAAAAGUACUGACAUCAAUUUGAAGCAUUUAGAAGCUUCAUUUUUGGAGAAAAUUUCAACAAGAUUUUUUAAAAAUAUGAACCUUAUCUUACAAAAUUUAAUAACAGCCAUUGGUGGGUUCCAUCUCUUACUGCUUAACGAGAAAAAAAAUAGUAAAGAGCAAAAUAUAUUUAACAUUGGGCUGGAAGAAUUAUCAAAACAUCAAUUAUCAUAUUUGGAUUUCGUAUUUAAAUUCAUUUCUCAUCUAAUUAAAAAUGUUAUAAUGAUAUCAUGGGAAGAAAAACCAGAAGAUUUCCAAUACAUUGCAAUGGUCCGUUUAAUACUGUCAUGGUUGAAUUCUAACCGAUGCAUCUUACAAUAUUCUCACACAAAUGAAUUGUUUACCAUCACGUUGGCAAAAUUAAGUAAUCAAAUUAUUAAAAAUAAAUCUAUUAAAUUGGACACGUCAAAAUUGAAACAAAAUUCCGAAUUCGUUCCUACAAGAACAUACCUAUUUGAAGAAGAUGUCAUAUUUAGAGAAUUUGCAAGUAUUCACUUCAAUUUAUCAGGAUUUAAUGAUUCUAAGAUCAAUUCAUCUCCGGAUAGAAAUAUUAGAUUAAUGGGGUUUUCGCCAGAAGUAGAAGAUACUAACUCUGAGAAUAAUGAUAUGGACAUAAUUAAAUUGAAAUUAUAUUCAAUCAUUCUUAUGAGUAAGAAGGUUUUGGAUGGAAAUCAAUACGGUAUCAAAUGGGAUGAUGACGGAAUUCAAUUUGACCAUAUCCCUAUUGUGACAGAGAAGAAUACUUUGAAGUAUCAAGGUAAGAAACGUGGUGGAAUACUGCCUAAUUUAUUGGAUAAGAAAACGACGAUGUGGAAGAAGAAUAAGCAGCGAGAUAUACAAGUUUCAGAAAAGAAGAAAACUUUGAAUGGUAAGGAACUAAUUCAAGAAGAAGAUGAAGAAAUUGUGUAUGCUAGGAAUGAUAAUAUCAAUGAACCAAUUUCAGUUAGUGUAUUAGAGACUCAAUUGUUACAAGGAAGACAUUCAGGAUCAUCCACUCCUAGUGAUAAAUGGGGAUACAGUGGUUCGUCUGUUCCUGUACCACCUUCUAAUUUUAAUGUCAAGCCAAGUGAAGAUUUGACACAAAAUAUUACCGAACAAACUUUUUCAUCGGUAUUUGGAUCAGCUAGAUUUCAAAAUCAACCACAUAAAGAAUUAUCUUCAUCAUCAGUGAAAAGUAAUUCAGAGACAUCUCUUCCGUUGCGAGACUUAGAAAAUUCAUUAAAGAACAUGACUAUGAGUGACCAAAAUAUGAUCAAUAAUAAUAAUAAUAGUACUAAUGAAAGUGUGUCAUAUUUGAACACUGCUGCAUUUCAACAACAAGACAGUAAAAUCGAAACUACCUCAUCUGCACCAACUUCCUCUCAUAAUCCGGCAUAUUCCUAUGAUUAUUUGAACAAUUUAUCAAAUCAAUCUCAAUUUAUGUCAAUUCCUGCCCCAAACUUACAACUGCCACCUCCAACUUCGCAGGUACAACAAACUUCACCUUUCUUUUUGUCAAACCAACAAUUCCAACAAUCAGGAACCAUUUCACCAUAUCUCACUAAUCAACCUUCAUACCCAAAUUUCCAACAACAUUCAUCAUCGUCAUAUCCAUGGUUGAAUGCAACGACUUUUGAAAAUAUGCCAUAUCUUCCCCAGCAAGCACAAAUGCAAGCAUCUCCAUUCGCUUAUAUGACUACACAAUAUCCUUACGAUAAUAGCAUGUAUCAAAAAAAUAACCGUCAUUCCAAGUCAGCAACAACAAAAUCAGCAACAAAAAAGAGCGACAAAAAGUGCAAAUCCACAAUCAAGCGGCAAGAAUAA
Naumovozyma dairenensis CBS 421 is the source of this 3042-nucleotide messenger RNA. It is a transcript of the gene EBS1, whose product is annotated as Ebs1p. Gene Ontology annotation, molecular function: protein binding. The record is from RefSeq and is a predicted model, not a curated record. The transcript has a single exon. NCBI's taxonomy places the organism in Eukaryota, Fungi, Ascomycota, Saccharomycetes, Saccharomycetales, Saccharomycetaceae. Bases 1 to 3042 code for a protein of 1013 amino acids.